Molecule: messenger RNA, 1797 nt
Organism: Cyphomyrmex costatus
Lineage: Eukaryota; Metazoa; Arthropoda; Insecta; Hymenoptera; Formicidae
Exons: 5
Coding region: 287-1759 (490 amino acids)
Source: RefSeq, a predicted model, not a curated record
CGUAGUAUGUACGUCCGCUUGAACUCAACGGAGCUGUUCGUGCACGAGAACGAGUUACCGGCAAUACUACAUUCAUACGGCGAGAUCCACGUCGCGAGUAAUUGGCCGCGACGAGAGUAAGAAAGGGCGACUAUUAAUAUUUGUGAGCGGAGCAGUUGAGAGCAGUCUAGAGGCAGCGAGGCAGCUAGCGGGUCUUGCUGUAGAAGAGGAAAAGAGAGAAAGAGAGCGUAGGACCUCACAUUGGAUUGUUUGCACGCAAGCACGCCGCUAAAUCGCUGUCGUGGCCAUGGGUAAGACGCCAAAGAAGGCGGCCCCUGGGGGUGAUGAGAGGAAUUUGUACGUUCGGAGGCUUAAGGCAACGACCGCGCCGUCGAGAGCUUCUGAAUCUAGCUUGCCCGAGAGACAGCGCGAGUACGAGAAUUUGAACAGGUUAAAAUUGGCUGGAAUACAGAAAAAAAUAACACCUGGACCAGGGAAAAAUUUUAAGAGUAAACUUCGCCCUCCAUCAAAAAUGGAACAUCAAACAAAGCAACACAAAAUACUAAUAAAAAAUCCAGAAGUAAAAAGUAUAGACAUGCAGUCACAAUCAGAAGAAUCUGAAGUCAAACUGAAUGUUUCAAUUCAGAAAGAAAAUGUUACAGAGGAGAACGGUAACAAUAAAGCUGCCGAAACUGAGAAAUUUAUUAUGAGCAAAGAACAUAUUGAUCAUACCUAUGAAAAGAUCUCAAAUGAGCUUCAAACUAUGAAAACUGUUGAGGCAGUAUUUGUUGCAGAGAAUAAAACUAUUCUUCAAGAAAAAGAAGGAGUCUUAUUAGAAGAUGUUGAUACUAAAACCAAAGAAGAACAAGAAGCAAAUGACAUUAAAUUAAUAUAUGAAGCAGAACCAAUUUCUUUAAGUAAUGAAAAAGAAAUAUCAGACGAUAAACAACCAAAGAACAAUGGACAGGGAGAAGAAUUACUUCUAGUACCAGUGGGAAUAAAAAACGGUGUAAAUGAGAAAGAAGAGAUGCAAAGCGAAGCUGCAACCAAUAAUGAAAGCUGCUCGGUUGAUAUUGUUGAAUCUACAACAUCAGAAAUAUCCGUAACAUCGGAAUCCAUUAUUCAGAGCGACACACAGAAGGAUAAAGAAAGUACUGAUGACACUAUAAAUGAUCCAUCAUUCAUUUCUUAUGAUUCAUCUAUAAUGUUAAAAGAUGUACAAAUUAGACUCAACGAUUGUCUGAAAGAUAAUUCGAAACUCUACGAUGUAAGCAAUACAGAAGAUAUAUCAAAUCAACUAUUAAAAGACCAGUCAUUUGGAAGGACGCUGAGAAACAUCUCAGGAAGACAUUCCAUCGGUCGAAUGCGACAUGUUACUUUACGUGAAAAUAGAAUAUCACCGAAUAGUUCUCUUUUCGUGAAUACUUCUUCUAUGUCUACACAGGAUGAAGGAAUAGAAUCUAAAGUCUUAUCUUAUGGUUUACUAUCCGACGAUUUCUCUACGAAUGGUAGCCCGUUAGACAGAAAACGCAGAAUUGAAACAGAAAAUUGGAGUUCGACGAAAAAGCAGAAAACGGAUGCAGAAAGUAGUAGCAUUUUCAAUACAUCUAUUAAUCUAUUAAAAGGUUUGCGUAUGCCUAGUAUGCAGGUAUCUACACCAAAAGCUACAUCUUAUAAAUUUGAAACUACCAAGUUAGACAAUAGCGGCAUAAAACAUGAUGACAAUAAAAUGAUGGCUGAACCAAUUGAGAGUACAAAGAAAUGGUGUGUCAUCAUGUAAACUAUCAUAACAGUCAAGGUGUCAUUAUACAGAAAAAA